Durotheca rogersii is the source of this 1949-nucleotide messenger RNA. RefSeq lists its product as uncharacterized. The record is from RefSeq and is a predicted model, not a curated record. Lineage: Eukaryota; Fungi; Ascomycota; Sordariomycetes; Xylariales; Xylariaceae. The transcript is spliced from 2 exons. The coding region runs from base 147 to 1370 and encodes 407 amino acids.
CUCCUCCUCCUCACCCUUUCCUACCACCCACACCCGAAGCUAUCUCAACAGCUGCUAUCCGGAUCGCGGCUCGCCCUUCCGGUGGCCUGGUUCGUGUCGAUUACCGAGCGAGAACGUCCUAGGUACCCACUCAAGUCGCCACCGCGAUGGCUUCAGGACCGUCGACCUCGGACGGCCUGGGUUCGGCCCACAUGUUCGACCCUCGCUGGCCCGGCGCUCACCUGCCGAAGCAGCCGGACCUCGCGGCGCUCCGCGCGGUCCUCGACGAGGCGACCGACCGGCAGUUCAGCUGGUGCCCGACGGUGGGCGAUUUGCACGCGCUCGGCCACCAUGACGCGACGCUCAACGUGCACAUGCGCAACGUGGACGCGCUCGUGGGCGAGGUGACGCGGGAGCACCGGGCGGGAACGCUGGAGCAGUACAAGCAGGCGCGGCUGUCGGCCUCGUUCGCGGCGCUGCCGGCGGCCGCGUUCGCCGCGAAGAUGGACCUGCUGGUGGACGCGCGCCAGGAGCUGGCGGACUUCCUGCUCGCGUUCCGCGUGGCCGGGCCGGUGUUCGCGGACCUCGGCGGCGAGGCGGCCGCGCGCAACCUCUACCGCCGCCGCAAGGCUAAGCACCUCGUCGGGCUGCUCUGGGGCGAGCCCGCGGUGCCCUGGCCCGGCGUCAAGGCGCGCGCCGCGGCCUUCCUUUCUGUCACCGCUUGCGCCGGCUGGGACGACCCCCUCGACGCCAAGCUCGCCGCCCUCGUCGCCCGCUACAACAGCAUCCACGGCUCCGACGACGACCCCCACCCCUUCCCCCUCGCCGCCGCGCACGAUUUGCCUACGCUGACCCCCAACCACCCCACGCUGCUCGCCCAGCCGCCCCCCGGCGGCGCCGCGGCAGACGCGCAGGCCGACGAGCCUGCCGCCGCCGCCACGUCUGAGCCCGCCGCCACGCCUGAGCCCGCCGCCACGUCUGAGCCCGCCGCCACGUCCGAGCCCGCCGCCACGUCCGAGCCUGCCGCGGCCGAGCCCUCCGAGCUGCCCGUGCACCCUGCCAGCACCAGCAGCGCGGGCGCGCACACCCUGAUCCCCGGCGGCCCCGCCCGGCGCGGCGAGGACUUCACGGCGUUCGUGAAUGAGACAGUGGCGGCGCUGGGCGCGGCCGACGGCGGCGGUUCCGCCACGCCCCCGCACCGCCUCAAGGCCCCCGGCAUCCGCGGCCGCAACGCACUGGCGGCCGAGCGCCAGCGCCAGCCCAGCCUCGCGGCCCUCACCGACGCCGAGCUCAACGCCUUCCUCCUGGCCAAGCGCGCCCGCGACGGCGACGGCGCGAAGGGCGGCCGCCGGCCCAAGCGCCCCCGCCGCGAGCCCGACGGCGCCAAGUAGCGCACCGUCUAUCUGGGUCGGUGGGUGAGGGGCACGAGCACGAGGUCGGGAUGCCCCUGACGCUUAGGGCAGUGUGGUGAGCGGCGGGGCCGGCAUUCCCGGCUCUGCUGCUCUGUUUGCGUUGCUUUUGUUUCCUCUGUCGACACAUCCGACCAACCCGUCUCCCCUCCCCGCGCGCCUCUCCUGUCUGGCGGCCGCUCGGCGGCGCUGUCUCGGCCCGGCAUACCCACGAGUACUACUACGAUUACUGUCGGCGCUCUGCGAGGGCAGUCGGCGGGCGGGGUCUGGGUGCUGCGCUGUUUUUUCCGUCUCGGUUCUGUCUGUUCUGCUAUCGCUUUAUAAUUCCAAACCUGCGCAGAUUUAAUAUGUCUCUUCUCUCUUCUCUUCGGGGCGGUUUCGGCCCGGUCGCGUGCGCGCGAUGCCGGUGUCGGUGUGUACCUACUAUAGACAUGACUAACCUCCGGAGAAAGAGAGGGGCUGUUGCUCCGUGGUGCGAGGUUUCUGUUACAGGUACCGUCUAUAGGUAGUCUACAUGUGGAAUCUUCACCCGGUAUUCUCCCAAGGUUGUCUGCUUUUUGC